Messenger RNA from Fusarium vanettenii 77-13-4, 1986 nucleotides. RefSeq lists its product as uncharacterized. The record is from RefSeq and is a predicted model, not a curated record. Lineage: Eukaryota; Fungi; Ascomycota; Sordariomycetes; Hypocreales; Nectriaceae. The transcript has 5 exons. The coding region runs from base 1 to 1986 and encodes 661 amino acids.
AUGGGAGAGUAUGAGCUGGCCUCUUUGGAAGAGGAGUCUCUUUAUCGUCCGCCCAGCAUCGCGUCCAAGGCGAGCAGUCAGAGACCAUUGACGGCCACACGCGAGAAGAAGCGAUAUUUCGGCGGAUGGAGGAGCGGUCUGGCCAUUUCCACUUCGGCGGCAGCCUUUGUCACGCUCGCCAACAUCAUCUUCUUAGGCGUCGUCGGAGCGAGGGUCAAUCGCAAUGGUGGAGCUCUAUGGACGGGGGACUGCAAAACUGCGAAAGAGUAUUCCCUAUGGCUUCAUCUGGCCAUCAACGCGUUGGCCACCGUGUUGCUUGGCGCCGGCAACUACACGCAGCAGGUUUUGACCGGGCCGACGAGGCAGGAAAUCGACCAGGCUCACGACAAGAGGCAAUGGCUAGACAUUGGCGUCUCGUCAAUUCAUAACCUGACCAAAAUUUCUAUCAAGAGAGUGGCGGCCUGGACAAUCCUGGCUUUCAGCUCUCUACCUAUUCACUUACUAUACAACUCGGUGGUCGCUUUCGAAACCAGCGCCAACUACUUCUCGGUCUAUACUGCCACACCCAACGACCUCAAGGAGCAAACUCUCGCCAACGUAACCAAGAGUUACAAGAACCUCAAAAGUUCUCUCAGCCAAUUCGACAAGCUUCCAGUUGACGAAUGUCUAUCCGCCUAUCGUCGAAAUCUCCUCUCAAAAAGAGGCGAUGUGAUCCUGGUCAUGGACACAGAUUUCCCAUACCUCUGGAACAACGAUUCCCUCCCAGUCGAGAUUAACCCAUUGCAAACCCAACCGCCAUCCAAAAAUUGGAUGUGUAACUUGAACAGUGUCUCCGGCCGUGCCGUCUCUCAUCAAUCUUGGGACUGGGAGUGUGACACGGCGGCCAUCAAAGCGGAUAACUGGACGAUCGAAUUCGACAUUCAGUUGGAUUCUGGUCUCAAGCCUCGCCAAGCAGUAAAGGUUGACCAUUGCUACAGCAAGCACACGCUUGAGCAUUGCAAGGUGGUUGUGAACCUUCCCCUGCUUGGUGUUGUCAUUGCGUGCAACUUUGUCAAGCUCAUUGGGUUGGCUUUGACGUGGUUAUAUCUGGAGAAGCGGCCUCUUUUAACCCUUGGAGAUGCCGUGGAUUCAUUUCUCACUAAUCCUGAUUCAGCUACCGACAAGCGUCAUCUCAUGUCCAAGGUCUCCGGCAAAAGGCUGUCUUGGGAACCUGGACCUCGCGCUUGGUUUCCCCAGAAGCGCCGCUGGGCCACGGCAGUUUCAUGGAGAAGAUAUGGAAUAACUGUGCUUCUAUGUAUUGUAACAAUUAUAACGGCCGCAAUCCUCCUCAGCAUGGGCCUCAACACCCUAGGACAUCCAAGUAUGACUGCUCUCUGGGACAGAGGCUUCGGCCAAGUCAAUGUUGACAGUCUCAUCGACUUUUCCGUGUACAACAUCAACGGGGCCACUAAGAUGGUGGUGAUAUCCAACUUGCCCCAGUUGAUAUUAUCCCUUCUAUACACGGCCAUAAACGGCAUGUGGACGACAAUGCUUGUUGGAGCUGAGUGGAAUAGUUAUGGAAUGAAGCACAAGGGCCUCCGUACAACGUAUCCAGUUGGGAAGCAACGCAAGACGUACUGGUUGUCUCUUCCUCUUUCCAUAUUCUUCGUCAAAGUCGUGCUUUGGAGAAACGACAAGCUGCUAGUGGACAGCUACGCAAGCGAUACAACUACAUGUGGCUACUCUCCCAUCGCCAUCAUCUUUUCCAUCAUUCUAGGAAGCCUGAUCCUAUUAGCCACUAUCGGGGGGAGUAUGAGAACGAUGACGCCAGUGAUUCCUACGGGGGCCACGUGCUCGGCCGUCAUCAGCUCUGCAUGCCAUGCACCCGAGGAUGAUGAGGAUGCCGCUGCGGGAUAUGUUAGGUGGGGUGUUGUGCCUGGGACUGAUCAUUGCUCAAUGACUAGCUUGGCAGCAGAAGAUCCUGUGAUCGGGAAGUGGUAUCAGUAG